GUCAGUUUUUCUGUCCGUCAUAGGCAAAGCGUGCUUUUGUCAGCGCUAAACGCAGUGUGGAGAAGCUAGGUGUAUGACAUGAGAAAUGUUUUCCAGUGAGGAAAAAGUUAACUCAUAGGAUGCUGAUCUGGUCUGCUUCCAGUUACAGCAGGAAGGAAUGGUAAGGGCUUCUCGGUAGUUCGUGGCUGGUUUCUCCUUUCAGGUACUCCGCAACUAAUGAGGAUGUGUGGUGUGUGACAGCACCUGUGCCAUUUAUGCUGUUGUACACGGGCAGCCUUCAACUGCCUCCAACUCGGUGUAUGCCAAAAAGUCAGCAGGACACUUAGAAGUCGGAGGUAGGUUGUUGCCGACGGACAUUCGACAGAUUAGGAAAAUGAUGAUGGCCCAGGGGCAGGUAAUCCGACACGAGCGGGCAAGAAGGCACUUUUUGUGGGAUCCUGCUUUUAGUGUGCGUGUGUGUGGUGGUAGUAGUAUUACGUUUCUGCAGGGCUAGUAGCAGAAAUAUAAAAUUGUGCUGGUAGUGCAGUCGGCGGUGGGGCACGGUGCGACUCAAAGUCCGAAGUUUGGGCAAACCUCAUUCCCAGUGCAGAAGUCAUCCUUUGAGGUUGGGGACUUCUCGUCGCCCUCACCGGUGAAGGGAAAACUCUGUUCAAUGCUGUUGUACAAAUAGUGAUAAAGGUGAACAGAGGCACUGCGGUUUAACAAGUUGCUGACUUUGGACAAAUGCAGAAACUCAGUUAAACUAAGUCUGCCGUACACCACCGACAAAGGGUAUCAGUUUCACGUCUUACAAGGACAAAUGUAAAUUCAAAGGCACGAUUUAAAGAUCUUCCGAAUAUCAGUCUGAAUCUGACAAAAAAAAUGCCUAAUAUGCAAAUAAAUAAAAAUCAAAUAAAGUUACACAUGUUGCAUUAGUAGUAAACCUCUAUUCCUGAAGUGGUCACUUAUGUUGUUCUUCAUAGUGGAGGUAGCUUGAGCACUAUUCGCCGCCUUCUUUCCGGUGAUACUGUGAGUGUCUAAACCGAAUAAGCGAGCAACUCCUGCCGUCCUGGAGUCCCACAGCGAGCCACAAGUAAUUCUGGCAAACGCCAAUGCAACUACUGCGCAGCCUGAAAAGGCGUGCUCUACAGGCAGUGACUCAUAGCCGGAACCCCCUCAUAUAUAAGGCUACUGGGAUCACUGAAGAGCAGACCUGCAAAAGCUCCAGAGACUGAGCCUGCAUGAGCUUUUGGACUUAUAGAGUAGGCUACUGUAAGUAACGAAGGCACCAGAACUGCGCAUUAACCAGCCUUGCAGAGCAUGCGCAAUAAGGCUUCAUUUUUGCAAGAGAUUAUUAUUCUAGAAGAAAAGUUGGCACUACAUAAAUCAUUAGAAAUCCAGGUCGUUUCAGGAAUCUGUACAACAGGUGUUUGGACGCGACCAUGCUAUUUUAAGGAAAGGAAGCCUUGCAAGUUAGCUCUCUAGAGGGACCACCAUCUGCUCUGACCAGCGCAGAUCUCGGCGAAUAAGAGGGAUUAGGUUAUUGGAAAGUGGAACGCAAUCCAGAUAGCUUUUGCAAAUUGAAGAUAAAACCGGAAUUACCAUGGCCCACGAUGAAGCCAUUAGUAACGGUGGGGAUUGCGUUGAUAGAGAAAGCAGUAAUUUCAGCGUGUUGAACUGGGAGCAAGUGCAGCGGCUAGAUAGUAUAUUAAACGAAACCAUCCCAAUUCACGGCAGAUGGAACUUCCCUACUCUGGAACUGAAGCCCAAGCAGAUAGUGAAGGUGGUGAGGAGCAGACUGGAAGAAAGAAACAUCAACGUUCGAGAUGUCCGGCUCAAUGGUUCUGCGGCCAGCCACGUCCUGCACGAGGACAGCGGCUUGGGCUAUAAGGACCUUGACUUGAUCUUCUGUGCAGAACUUAAAAGAGAAGCCGAAUUUCAAACGGUCAAGGAUGUGGUAUUGGACUGUCUUUUGGAUUUUCUGCCGGAAGGCGUUAACAAGGAAAAAAUCACACCUCUGACUCUGAAGGAUGCGUAUGUACAGAAAAUGGUGAAGGUAUGCAACGACUCUGAUCGAUGGAGCCUCAUCUCAUUAUCCAAUAAUAGUGGGAAAAACGUGGAACUGAAAUUUGUGGAUUCCUUGAGGAGGCAGUUUGAAUUCAGCGUAGACUCCUUCCAGAUCAAACUAGAUUCACUUUUACUUUUUUAUGAAUGCUCUGAGCACCCGAUGACUGAGACAUUCCAUCCAACUAUAAUUGGUGAGAGCGUGUAUGGUGAUUUCCAGGAAGCUUUUGACCAUCUUUGCAACAAAGUGAUUGCCACUCGAAAUCCAGAGGAAAUCAGAGGAGGUGGGCUACUUAAAUAUUGCAAUCUCUUGGUUAGAGACUUCAAGGCUGCCUCUGAAACAGAAAUUAAAUCACUUCAAAGGUACAUGUGCUCCAGGUUUUUCAUAGAUUUUUCUGACAUAUCUGAGCAGCAGAAAAAGUUGGAGUCUUACCUGCAAAAUCAUUUUGUGGGACUGGAGGACCGUAAACACGAUUACCUUAAGACCCUGUAUGAUGUGGUGAAUGAAAGCACAGUUUGUCUGAUGGGACAUGAGAGGAGACAGACCCUAAACCUUAUCACCAUGCUAGCAAUCCGUGUUCUGGCUGAGCAGAAUGCACUUCCUAGUGUCACUAAUGUCACCUGUUACUACCAGCCAGCCCCAUAUGUUGCAGAUGCAAACUUUAGCAAUUAUUAUAUUGCCCAGGUUCAGCCAGUGUUCACAUGCCAACAGCACACAUACUCAACAUGGCUACCUUGCAAUUAAUGAUGGCAUUUGCUGCUUCUUAAGGAAUUUAAUGUUAUGCAGUAUAUAGAAAGAGGGAUGACCCACUCAGAAAUAAAAAUUGGGUAUGUAUUAUGUGCAGUUGAUGAUCUGCUCUAUACUCUAAGCUUGUUAAAACUGUGUCGGUUUUACAAUACCUGAGAGUAAGAUCUAAAGAAAUGUAUCAAAAUUUGAAUUCAGCCCAGUGCAUAGAGGCCUUUCAGUGGAGGUGCAAGGCUUCCCCAGAAGCAAAUGUUGGAGACAUUUUGAAAUUGUGGGCUGCUGUAUGUGCUCCCACAAACUCAGUGUGGAGAAGCUUAGAAAGUCAAAUAGUCAGUAAGAUAAAUCUGGGAAGGGGGAGCUUCUAAAAUAGGCAUAUAGCUUGCAGUGCACUGUUUCUCAAGAUUCAAUGUAGGAUAAAUGCAUAUGAGUUGAGAUAAAUAUUACAAGCUGUCAAGGCACUAUUUUGAGGCUCCCAGGUGCUAGUUAUGGGUUGAUCAAAUAGAACAAUGCACAGGUUGCUUGUUUGAAGUCGAGUGUUUUUGAGAGAAUGUAGAAGUCCUAAUAUAGGUCUAAUAUUGUAUAGUAUUUGAUGUAAGAGCAACUGAUAUUUUCCAGUUGAAUGAAAUUUCACAUUUUUGAAUGUGAAAGUGCAAGAAAAAAAGCUUUCUCAAAUAACCAAGUGCGGUGAAGGACCAAAGAGUUCACAGUUAAAAUGCCCACAUUUAAAACUAUGAAAUAAUAAGUAACAUGGACAAUAAAACUACUAUAUUUUCUACAUAUAUAUUUCUUAAGUGCCUGUUUACUUUAGAAUAUUGUAAAAUGUAAAAAUUAUGUAUUUGUGGAUUCAUUCCAACUGAGCUUCAUCAGGGACACAUCUCAAAAGUUAAAGCUUGUGAAAACAUAACUGAAGAAACCUGAUAUAUUUCAAUUGAAAUUACUGUGUAAACAUUUACUGUUUUGCAGGUAUUACAGUUAUGUGAUAACAGCAUCUUGAUAAAUCUAAAUAAGGUGCUUUUGUUGCUUAAUGUGCAAGAGAAUGCCACAGAGGUAAUGUGCAGAAAAUGUUUCUAGGAAACUGAUUGUGAGGGGACUGGAUUGUAGUUCUUUACAUUUGAACCACCGUCUUCUGAUGCAGAAAAUGUGUGCAAAGUUUUAUCCUGUUGGGAGUUCUAAUGCACUCGUUAGGCAACCAUAUUCUGUACUUGUGGUAGGUAUGUACUACAGUAAAAUGUGAAGACUGGAGAUAUGGUCCUGUAAAGUUAUAAGCUGAGUCCACGUGGUCUGCUUUUUUCCUAGCAUGACCAUGCAUAAUAUAUUCCCUUUUGUUUAAAACUAAUAUUGGUGAAUGGGCAGACAAAAGUGUUACUGCACAUUGAUUUGCACAGUCCACAUAAAAUAUUACAGUUUUACUAGAUUGGAUUGGGUGCAUCUGUAAGGCAAACAAGUAACAUUCAUUUCACAAGGUGCACCACAUUUAACACCAACUACUGCAUGGUGUUUGAAGUUUGCUGGAUGUCUAUUUUUAUGCUUUAUAGAUCUGGACAAGUAUGAUAACCUUUUAUUGUAGUAUGUACCCACUGUGUUGUUGGAUCAAUGCCUGUAUGUACUUUGGCAAACUCACACUGAAUACACUGUGUUGUACAGAAACAGAUCAUAUUACAAGUCAUGAAUUAAAAUGACUUUUCUGCUGGAAGCCGAUUUAAACUGGUAAAGUAAGUACUGGCAAAUAUCAUUUGUAAAGCAAUAUAUGUAAGGAUGAAAUAAUUGUUUUGGCCACAUUAUUGUGAUUUUAAAAACAGACGGUGGGCAUCAUAUAGUAGUAGUAGUAUAUUUACCAGUUUUUUACUACCUUGGCUAUGAAAUUACAUUUUGCAGUACUUCAGUAUGUUUACUGUAGCACCUUUCCUGUGAGUGGUAUGGAAACUGUUAAAGCAUUUGCACUACGGCACACCAUUUACUUGAUAACCCUGCCUUACACAUGUAUAGUCUCUGGCAGAUUUCCCCUGUUGUAUAUUUGUUGAAACUGUUUCAUGGAAGGAAUACAAUUCUCAUAGUGCAUUCUUUCAGAAUGCAGCACUGAACAUGUGUACAUAUUAAAAUUUAAGAGGGCUGAGAGCUUGGACAGCUGCUGUGCAAGGCUUGGGUGGAAGUACAUUGAGUACGCUGGUGAAAUAGGAUCAGCUGGUGAUGUGGUACAUUCCUUUUAACCACAACUGCUGCUAUUCUAGAGAGUCAUCCUCCAAAAGAAAAGUCUACAAGCCAAAGAUUGUCACAGCCAAAAGAAAUGGGUAUCUUGUAGUAAGGUGUUGUUUUUCUUUAGGGAUUUUCCCCUACUUCCUUAAUUCCAUUUUCAUGCCUUUCAUAUUUUCUUAAAGUAUUGUAUUUGGUGACUUAUAGCAGAAUGAUUAGGUAGAAGCUUGCAUUUGCAUGUCAAGGCUUCAAGCUGAUUUAAUGCUGUUUUGCUGUAAAAUAGCAAGUCUGACGAAAAGUACAUGGCAUGAAAGCACAGUCGCAGAAAAGUAUACACACAGAUGUGAACAUACUCACACACUCAUAGACAUACACUCGCUCACCAUUUUAGCACAGGUGAAAUAAGAGAAUGGCAAAAAAUCCUGUCAACCUUUCAGAAAACUACAUCAUUAGACUAUUAAAUUUGUGUUACUUUAUUAGUUUGCUGGGGGAAAGUAAAAGAGAAGCAGCAAUUAUUAUUUGUAAAUAAAAUCUUGAUUUUUUUUUUCAUGGUGUGUCCUUCUGCCCUUUUUUCCUGAGGUGUGAUUAUUGUUGCUUAAUGCAGCCCUUAAUGAUAUAAACAGACUGCAAAUCCCCUUGGGUGAAUUAUAGGCUUAGCUUACCUACAGAGGGAGAGCUGUCUGAAGGACAUUGUUCCGAAAGCAGACAAUCAUCCAUUAUGGACAGCUGCACAGCACAUUUCUGUUUAAUUUCAAACCUGUCAGCCAUGUGCAGUACUAAUUUGCACACAUACAGUAGUUCAUAAAAUGCAGUGAGAUAUAAUUAUCAGACAUUUCAGUGCUGUGAUUACAGCAGAAAAGCACCAGAUGGCACUAGUGAAUCAGGUGCACAUUAAAACAUCCCAUACCCUAUGAAGCACAUCAUAUAAGCUUUCAGACUGAAACUAUCAGUGAUAACAGUUAUUUUCAUUCUGGUUGUUUGACCUCCAGACUUCAGGCCAAAAUAUAUGGGAAACCAAACUCCAUAAUGUAGUUUAAAGCAAGUUCUGUAAAUGUCUUCUGAUGUGCACUAUAAAGAAUAUGUAUGUUUUUUUUUUCAUAUGCAUAUUUUUAAAUAGUUGAAGAAAUUAUGCCUGAGAGUCAAAUUGACAUUGUACCUUUUCAUACAGUUCUGUUUGGUUUUGCAGGAAACUUCCUUAAAAAUGUACCUUUGGUUUGUUUGUUUGUUGCAGUAAUUCUUGGUAGCAAAUUAAAGUAGUCAUGCCGUUUGAGUUCUCAGACAACUGGGCACAUGUGCUACAUAUUACUGCAGUAUGAAGACAGCUCUGUGUGGUUUCUUGUUCCUCUCAGUAUCACAUAAACACUGCCUUCUCUGAUGGCAUCCUGUUGAAGCAGUCUGUUCCUUGGAUUGCUUUGGUGGAAUUUACUGACUAAAAGCUCUGUCAGAAGAAACAAAGAGUUGAUGGAACACAUAUAUUAAAGACUUUAGUGUCUGCAUCAGUGCUAAAGGGAGCAGAUUGUGAAUUGUGUUUACACCAUCCAAUAUUUGGAAUUUUUUGUAAAUAAAAAUGAUAUUAUUUUUCUCUA
Molecule: messenger RNA, 6564 nt
Organism: Protopterus annectens (West African lungfish)
Lineage: Eukaryota; Metazoa; Chordata; Ceratodontiformes; Protopteridae
Gene: TENT5A
Product: terminal nucleotidyltransferase 5A
Exons: 2
Coding region: 1583-2788 (401 amino acids)
Biological process (GO): mRNA stabilization
Molecular function (GO): poly(A) RNA polymerase activity; RNA binding
Source: RefSeq, a predicted model, not a curated record